AUGUCCGUGUUUCACGACGAGAUCGAGAUCGAGGAUUUCGAGUUCGAUGAGGAGACGGAGACGUUUUAUUUCCCGUGUCCAUGCGGAGACAAGUUCGCUAUAACUAAAGUGAGUUCGAGUCCGACAUGAUCCUGACUUACACCCAGAUACUUCAUACAAACACGGAUAUACUGACGAUAAAUGUCGAUCUAGAGAUGAUUUGAUUGGUUUUAAUAUGAUUAUUGACACCGUUAUGAUGUUUUUAUGGGUGGUGGCGUAUCCGUGACAAUAGUAUUAAACCCACAACAACAACAACAAAUAUGGCUGUUUUUAUCAUUUGUUUUCACCAUUUAUCCUCCUGUUCCUGACUUUAAACAGCGUUUUACCCUCCAACCAAACAAGUUGACACUUUAAGAGUAAAUUACCGUCAUUAGCUAACGUUCACCUUAAGGUAAGGUCGACUUUAUUGAUCCUGCAUGGGGGUAACUAUUUCACCACCAGGACAAGAAGACUUAAUGAAACAUGAUUUAAAAGUGGUUCAAUAAAGAUAAGGACAUGAUUUAAUACAACAAAAGCCUGAUUAAAAUGAAUAAAUACUAAAAUGAAUACCUCUACAAACUAUGCAGCAGUGCCAAGUCAGACCCUAACAUGAAAAAAAAGCAACGGGAGCGGGGACAACAUUAAUACAUCAUCAUUUUCAGCCGUGUUAAACAACCGGAUAAACAGAUGCGUCCAUUUUUGUAGUCAUCUCUCAGUGAGAGCCAACACUCUUGACCGCGCUUGGAACACAAAAGAACUACAACAGUGGUUUGACUUCCUGUCACCACCGGAAGUGACAAGCGACUCGUAGCGGCUGCCGGCGACACACGUUACUGAUGUAGUUCUCCCAUUACCUCAACAUUCAUGCUCGGAUCUUGCUACGUGCCUCAAGAGGAAAGUAAACAAUGACAGGCAGAGAGCAACAUCCAGCAGUGUGAACAACCUCUUCAUAUGGAGUGCUUUGGUUGACACUAUCAGCGUUUUCUGUGAGUGUUGCAUGACUUUGGGUGAGCACAGAGAUGAACACACUGUCAGCCACGUAUUUAUUUAUUCAUUUUUCUAGUUUUAAGUGCUGGUCUUGUACUGGCACUAUACUAGGGCAGCUGUAUACCUUUUCAACACUUUACAUUUACAUUACAUUACAUUUGGGUUGAAUGGACACUUUAUCAUGACUGCCACUUGUUUUACAGAGAGCAAAUAGUUUAUUAUUCUCCAGUGCAGACAUUUAUUAAUACAGCAGCUUUAGUUCAUUUAAGUUUGUUUGUUCAAGGUUUUCAAUAAGGUGAUGAAGGUUCAGAAAAGUAAAAUAGAGUUAUCUUGAAAGUCACUGUAAGCUCUCAAAUACUUUUUGAAUUCUGUUUCUAUCUGUGACAGAGGCUGAGAUAUCGGCUUUUUGUAAACCUCAACAGUUAGGAAAACCUCGGGAUCUGGGGGCCCUUCUCAAAAUGGCUCUCAGGAUUUCAGAGGCCCGGCUCAGACAGGGUUCAGGUCCUAUUGGGUUAAGAGGGGAGCAGAUUUCUUAUGAUGAGAUUAUUGAUGAUUUUGCAUCAAGGAAGGCAAGACAGGUCAGCUUUUAGUUUUAGUCCCCCCUCCCCUAGGGAGUAAUUUAGUCUAGAAACGCCAUUGAUUGUAGCCCAGGAUUAACUUAAAUUUAGACCUGGUCCUCCUCUCAACAAUGGCCUCAGGAGACUCUGGGACUAAGCCAAUAACUGAUCCGGUCCUCUGUAUCAUCUUGUUUAUCCUAUUUUUGCCAUCAGAAUAUAUGCUCCAAUAUGAUACGGCUCAGCUCUUUCUUCACCGUGACAGAUCCGCAUCACUGCUGACGCCACUCUGAUCUGCCUGUCGAUCUCCCGCUCCAUCCUACCCUGAGUCGUGAACAAGAAACAUAAAACACUUGAAAACAUACAGACAUGCGCUGGUGGUAGAGUGGCCAGCAAGGGGGAGAGUUUUUUAACUUCUCUGAUUCUGAAUUUCUGUGUGUUUAUGUGCUUGUUUGUCUUCAGGAAGAUCUGGAGAACGGUGAGGAGGUGGCCACAUGUCCCAGCUGCUCACUCAUAGUUAAAGUCAUCUAUGAUAAGGUUAGAAAAAUGGUCACACCUGGUUUAAAGACACAGAAUCCGGAUGUAGAAAGAAAAUAGAAUAAUCCAUGGAAAUUCUUAACACAGCUUUUAUUGUGAAAGUUUAAAUGCUGAUAUGAAGUUGUCACUAAAGAUGUAUUUUCUGUUUCAGGAGUUGUACAUGGCAGGAGAAAUCGUCGAGGCACUGUCUUCAUCCACAGAACCCAAACUGGCGCUGGUCCAGACCUCUUGA
Molecule: messenger RNA, 2328 nt
Organism: Xyrichtys novacula (pearly razorfish)
Lineage: Eukaryota; Metazoa; Chordata; Actinopteri; Labriformes; Labridae
Source: the annotation of a GenBank genome assembly